Rhododendron vialii is the source of this 1518-nucleotide messenger RNA. RefSeq lists its product as uncharacterized. Gene Ontology annotation, molecular function: protein binding. Lineage: Eukaryota; Viridiplantae; Streptophyta; Magnoliopsida; Ericales; Ericaceae. The record is from RefSeq and is a predicted model, not a curated record. The coding region runs from base 97 to 1407 and encodes 436 amino acids. The transcript has 4 exons.
UAUAUUUUCCCGAAUUAGAAUUUGCUAUAACGAGAGUGAGAAAGAAGGAAAAAGGUUCCUUUAAUUUCAACAGAUCCGUAAUCUUUCGACCCGACAAUGGAUCUACUCUGCAACGCCUACUCAACUGCCUCAGACGACGACGACGACGACCAACCCGAACACCGGAGACCCGUCGUUCCCCCUCCGUCGAAGCGACCCAGAUCCGAUCACCCUCGUUCCCGCCCCGAGCCCUUGCCCCAACUUCGCCCGCACCCCGCCCCGCACCCGCCAGCGGAAUCUCCGAUUCCUGGCAGAUACAUUUCCAAGAGAGAACGAGCCGUCUUGGGUUCGGUUCCCAGGGUUCCUGACCCGACCCCGCCUCCUGACCCGGUGGCAACAUCGCCUGUUGCGGGAAGCAUUUUGGAUUCAGAUCUCCCUCGUGGAAUUUUGUCCUCACUGAGGCGUCAAACAAAGGGACAAGGAGGGCUGGCCCAAAUGUCUGAAAAGCUCUCUGUAGCUCUUAGUGGCCACUCAAAGGCUGUCAAUGUCAUACAGUGGUCAACAAAUCAUGCCCAUCUUCUUGCAUCUGCCGGAAUGGAUCAUACAAUCUGCAUAUGGAAUGUAUGGAGCAGAGAUCAGAAGAAAGCACGGAUAUUGAACUAUCACAAUGCAGCAGUUAAAGAUGUGAAGUGGUCGAAACAGGGACUGUCUAUACUUUCUUGUGGAUAUGACAGCACAUCCAGGUUAAUUGAUGUUGAAAGGGGUUCAGAGACUCAGGUUUUCAAGGAAGACCAAGUUGUCGGAGUUGUAAAGUUCCAUCCAAAUAACUCCAACCUCUUCCUUUCUGGGGGGUCCAAGGGCUUCCUUAGGUUAUGGGAUAUUAGAGUUGGGAAGGUGGUAAAGGAGUAUUUUCGAGGUCCAAGUCCAAUCCUUGACGUUGAAUUCACCAUUGAUGCCAACCAAUUCAUCUCUUCAAGCGAUAUAUCCAUAGGCAACGUCAGUGAAAAUUCGAUAAUAAUUUGGGAUAUCUCUCGCCAAGUUCCACUGUCAAAUCAGGUUUAUGUCGAAGCCUAUACUUGUCCUUGUAUUAGGCACCACCCGUUUGAUUCUUAUUUUGUCGCACAGUCAAACGCGAAUUAUAUCGCUAUAUUCUCUUCCAGACCCCCUUUCAAGCUCGACAAGUACAAGAGGUACGAAAGCCAUGGUGUUUCUGGUUUCCCUAUCAAGUGUAAUUUCAGCUCGGAUGGAGAGAAGCUUGUAUCGGGCUCCUCGGAUGGAUGUAUUUACUUUUACGACUCUCGAUCCACCAACCUCAUCAAGAAAGUCAAGGCGUAUGAACACGCCUGCACAGAUGCUGCUUUCCAUCCAACAAUGCCUAAUGUAGUAGCUUCGUGCAGCUGGAGUGGAAAUGUUUCAGUUUUUGAAUGACAUGACUCUGUUUCUGCAGAUAGUUGAAGUGUAGUCUAUAUGCGCUGCUCCCCUGAAAUGCUAUGUAAAACCCGAAGGAAAUCCUGAAGAAAUCAAUUUCUUGAUUAGUAG